Molecule: messenger RNA, 2090 nt
Organism: Teleopsis dalmanni
Lineage: Eukaryota; Metazoa; Arthropoda; Insecta; Diptera; Diopsidae
Exons: 8
Coding region: 852-1799 (315 amino acids)
Source: RefSeq, a predicted model, not a curated record
UGUGCUAUACAAUGUAAAAUCUAAAUGAAUUUAAUAUAUUAAUUUGUAUAUUUAUGUACGAAUCCAUGUUUAUGAAUCGAUGAAAAAAAAAAAUAGGAAAUGAAUGAAAAAGCAUAAUUCGUUUCCUCCCACACACACAUGAAAACAAGUGUACAGGCAAAUGGUGUGAGAAUCAUUUUUAGUAAUGACGUUUGAAUUGGUAUUUGUACAUGUUUUGGGUUCGAAAUUAAUUUUGUAAAUCUUUGUAAUAGUUGUUGUUGUUUUCGUUGAUUGAACAAAACUCAACAAAACUACACACAUCGUCCUCUAUAAAAACGUGCUUUAACCUGCAGCUGCAAAAAAGUGUUAAAGGUGUUGAAGACUUUAAUUUGACAAAGUCUGGGUCUUUAUUGAAAAGAAUUCGAUGCAAGUGGUUUGUGAUACUGGGUCGUCGAGCAGCUUAAUGCCACUAUCACUGAUCAACAUUUUAAACAAUAAAUGGGUUUGGCUUGAAGCAAAUGGAAGAAUCUUCAAGAUACGUUUCGCAAAAGCUAUGGAAGUCCACAACAUGUACAUUAUGAGUGCAGCGCGGUAUGCUUCAAGUUGGGGUCCUUAUAAUGAAGUGCUGUGUUUAAACAAGGUCUCAAAACGAAUUGAUAUAAAAUGUUUGUUGCUAGUUCAUUGAUUCAAGGGAAUCAAUUAAAUAAUUUUACUCGUAACUGGUUUGCCUUGAAUUAGCUUCAAUUAAGAGAGUUGGUAGCCGCAAGUGUUUAAAGAAUUUCAAAACGUAUAUUUAUUCUAUUUUGGAAUUUUCGAAUAUAUAAAUAUUUCGCACAAGAUCCGGUGAUGUGGGACAUCCCCCGCAGCGGGAAAUGCAACAACUUCAACGUUAUAUACCGUCUGUAUCUGAUCUAUAUGGAACGGACGAGAUAGAACUCCUUCUGGACGAAAUACGUGAUCUUGAACCGGUCUGCUGUCAGCUCGAUGAUGAGCAGGAUUUUGAAAUAGCUGGCAGCAGGGCUGGAGAACUUUCAUUACCCUUAGAGUCGCCGCUGGGAACGUGCACGUCAUGGGACUCGCACGCCAAUUAUAAACAACGCAGCGGCCAAACGCCACUGCCAUGGGGCGUAGCCCUUCACUGUGAUCCGCAACAUUUGAAAACGCCUACAGGGAUUGUGCGAAUUCUGUUGGUGUUAUCCUCCGCCGCUUGUUUAGCUUGCGAAUGUUCCGCAGGCACAGUUCAAGUUGGCCUCUUUUUACUGCCACUUAUUGGACGAUUAAGGUUAAUGGUCUUCUGUGCGCUUUUCUCAUUCCUCAUUACUUGUCUAAUGUUAUUUCUUGACAUUUCACAUAUAGCACUGAUGUUUCCAUUUAAUUGGACUAAAAUUAAUACGUGGAUGUAUCUGACUAUUGGUUUAAUAUUUAUUGUGAGCUCCACAUUGUUAAUGCACAUGAUCUUGUUUGCUGAAGAAUUUACUUGGGUAUCUAAACAUUCGAAAGAUACAUUGUUUACUUCAGCUAUAAUUGGCUGUGUUUGUGCUGUUGAGGCAGUAAUACUUUCAGCUAUUGCUUCAUGGCCUUGGUCACAGUAUCGUCAAGUUCCAGAUGAUGGCAGCGAAAUAUACAUCGAAGAUCGUGAAAUGACACCGAUCAGUCCAAUGGAUAGUGCUGGCAUGCCGAUUAAUCUUCAUCACAACUGUAACAGUCGCAAUAAUAGCACGGCGCACAGCGAAUCAAAUCAUCAUAAUCAGUACAGUCGAAUACCGUCACCGUCGUCCUAUAAUCAACAGCCUUAUAUACCUGGCAACAAUGGAAGGUGAAAUGCACCGUCUAUGACUAAACUCGAGAAGCAACGCAUGGUAAAAUGUAAACUAAUCAAGGCCUGAAUUCAAUACACAAUUUACAAGACAUGCAUAGAAAUUAUGUUAGAACAUAUACAUCUGAGCAGAUUUGCUUCGAAUAUAAUUAUAUAUAAUAGAAUAUUCUCUUUUAUUUUAUACAUAAUGAAAGGUUUCUUUGUUUGCAAUUAACACUUUCAAUAAAAAUGUUAUUUAGUAACAAUAAGCAUAUAUACAUAUUGUUCACUUUAAUGGAAUAAUUUGAGUUAAACU